CUUCUCUUCGUCAAUCCCGUCACCCAGCGCCGUUGCGGAACUCAGUCGACAACAAUGCCUCCCAAGUCCGGAAAGAAGGCCGCCCCUCUGCCCUACCCCCAGGGCAAGGCUGGUUCUAAGAAGGCCCCUAAGAACCCUCUCAUCGAGAAGCGCUCCCGCAACUUCGGCAUUGGCCAGGACAUCCAGCCCAAGCGCAACCUCGGCCGUUUCGUUAAGUGGCCCGAGUAUGUCCGUCUUCAGCGCCAGAAGAAGAUCUUGAACCUCCGUCUCAAGGUCCCCCCUGCCAUUGCCCAGUUCCAGAGCACCCUGGACCGCAACUCCGCUGCCCAGACCUUCAAGCUCCUCAACAAGUACCGCCCUGAGACCAAGGCCGAGAAGAAGGAGCGUCUCCUCGCUGAGGCUACCGCCGUUGCCGAGGGCAAGAAGAAGGAGGAUGUCUCCAAGAAGCCCUACCACGUCAAGUACGGUCUUAACCACGUUGUCGGCCUCGUUGAGAACAAGAAGGCUUCCCUUGUCCUCAUCGCCCACGACGUUGACCCCAUUGAGCUGGUUGUCUUCCUUCCCGCUCUCUGCCGCAAGAUGGGUGUCCCUUACGCCAUUGUUAAGGGCAAGGCUCGUCUCGGUACCGUUGUCCACAAGAAGACCGCUGCUGUCCUCGCUCUGACUGAGGUCCGCUCUGAGGACCAGUCUGAGUUCGCCAAGCUCCUCUCCACCAUCAAGGAGGGCUACACCGACAAGUACGAGGAGUCCCGCCGUCACUGGGGUGGUGGUAUCAUGGGCGCCAAGGCCGUCGCCCGCCAGGAGAAGAAGCGCAAGGCCGUUGAGUCCGCUGUCAAGAUCUAAACUAGUCCAUAUGUCUAGUCUAGUUCCGCAAGGACGGGUUUUCCAACGAUCUUAAUGACAAAAUUUUGCGCUCCGGAUACCAAAAAUUG
Molecule: messenger RNA, 932 nt
Organism: Aspergillus pseudonomiae
Lineage: Eukaryota; Fungi; Ascomycota; Eurotiomycetes; Eurotiales; Aspergillaceae
Product: 60S ribosomal protein eL8
Exons: 4
Coding region: 55-843 (262 amino acids)
Biological process (GO): ribosome biogenesis
Cellular component (GO): ribonucleoprotein complex
Source: RefSeq, a predicted model, not a curated record